Messenger RNA from Oryza brachyantha (malo sina), 1745 nucleotides. Its product is annotated as 2-oxoglutarate and iron-dependent oxygenase domain-containing protein CP2. The record is from RefSeq and is a predicted model, not a curated record. Gene Ontology annotation, molecular function: iron ion binding; oxidoreductase activity, acting on paired donors, with incorporation or reduction of molecular oxygen; L-ascorbic acid binding. Bases 187 to 1365 code for a protein of 392 amino acids. The transcript is spliced from 9 exons. Lineage: Eukaryota; Viridiplantae; Streptophyta; Magnoliopsida; Poales; Poaceae.
GGCUCUCCGCAAUUGUUUCCAGCGUCAUUUUGACUCCUUUUUGUGGGGGCGUACGUGCGGGCACAAAAGCACCUUCGCCCUUCGCCCACAAACCCUAGAAACCCCUCCCUUCCCCCAACCCCCCCCCCCCCCCCCCCAAACCCUACUUCUGUUCCUCCCGAUGCUGUGAUCCGCCCGCGCGUGCCCAUGGCGCUAGACGGCCCCGCGGAGCGACGGGACGAGUCCCAGGCCUCGGUGGGCAACGGCAACGGCGUGGCCCCGCCGCCGUUGCGGCCGGCCGGCCGGCCCUCUGCGGCGGGGGCGUACGCGGACCGGCGGCUGCGGCUGAACCCCAACAUGGAGCACAAGCCGCAGGACUACCGCGACGUCCGCGGCGAGUACGCACCCGCUGUGUACAGUGCGCUUGAGCGGCACCUCCCACCCAGUCUCUUGGAUGCGAACCGGGAAAUCAAGCUGCAGAUCAUGCGGGACGUCCUCGGGCACUACUGGCCCCAUGGUGAGCGCAACAAGGUUCAGAGGCACAGAGAAUACAGACAGAGAAUACUCAACCAUUAUAAGCCACUUCAUAAAGAUUUAUACAACAUGCGCCCUUCAAAGUUCUUUUUACCAACAUUCCUUGAAGCAAUUAGGACCAAUACAGAAGAAAGCUUUAGAAGUAUUAUGACUGAGCCAAUUCCUGGCGUUUAUGCUUUUCCUAUGUUACAGCCUGGUUUUUGUGAGAUGCUAUUACAGGAGGUAGAGAACUUUGAAAAAUGGGUCCAUGCAAUGAAAUUUAAGAUAAUGAGGCCAAAUACAAUGAACAAGUAUGGUGCUGUCCUUGAUGAUUUUGGUCUGGAAGUUAUGCUGAACCAAUUCAUGGAACAGUUCAUAGCUCCAAUGUCUACAGUAUUUUAUCCUGAGGUUGGUGGAGGAACAUUAGAUACACAUCAUGCUUUUGUUGUUGAGUAUGGCAAAGACCGGGAUGUUGAACUUGGUUUCCAUGUUGAUGAUUCUGAGGUUACAUUGAAUGUUUGCCUUGGCAAGCAAUUCUCUGGUGGUGAAUUGUACUUUCGUGGCAUCCGCUGUGAGAAUCAUGUGAAUUCAGAGACACAGCAUGAGGAAAUGUACGAUUACUCUCAUGUUCCAGGACGAGCUGUACUUCAUCGUGGUCGUCAUAGGCAUGGUGCUCGACCAACAUCAUCAGGACUUAGAAUUAAUCUGCUUUUGUGGUGCAGAAGCUCUGUGUUCAGAGAGAUGAAGAAAUACCAGAAGGAUUUUUCGGGCUGGUGUGGUGAAUGUAAGCGUGAGAAGAAGGAGCGACAGAUUCAUGCUGUUAAAGCAACCAAGCUGGCAUUUCUUAGGAGUGCUGGAGGGGCAACGAUUUAAGUCAUAUUUGCUUUAUGUAUUUAUACAAAUCUUGUAUUAUAUUGUACUUUGGUAUCGUUAGUGCGAUCUUCUGUUUUUUUUGGUCACAACCAUUAGUGAUCACAGUUGUAUGUAAAUCGGACUUGUGAUCAAAUCCAGCUAAAACUUAGUGGAGAAUCGCAUGUUAAUGUGAAAGAAAUGCUAGCAGAAUAGCAACUCCCCUCUUCAAUAGUGUCCAAACUUGAUAUUGUACAGAGAAGUGUAUCUGCAUCCAAUGUUCUAAUCUCAUCAAAUUAGGGUGAUGCAACUGGUGGUAGUAAGAAAAACUAAUGUGCUCUUAUGCUCCUGUUGCGUUAUUGCUUCUCUAGAAAUUUCUAGAGGCAUUUCUGGAAAGUUAUGUU